AUGUCGCACGUACCACCCGCUGGUAUCUACCCACCGCUCGUUACUUAUUUCAACGAGGACGAGUCAAUCGACUAUGAUAGCCUUCUGAAACACGUUCACCAUGUGGUCAAAGGCGGUGUUACAGGUCUUGUGCAGCACGGAAGCAACGGCGAAGCGGUCCAUCUGCUCCACGAAGAAGGGCAGCAGAUUAUUGCUCGUGACUACCCUGAGAACUUGCGGGGGCCGAUUGAUGAGAUGACGACUAUAGAGAAACGUCUUUCUUCCGCUUAG
This is a messenger RNA of Aspergillus affinis, 270 nucleotides long. RefSeq names its product dihydrodipicolinate synthase. The transcript has 2 exons. The record is from RefSeq and is a predicted model, not a curated record. NCBI's taxonomy places the organism in Eukaryota, Fungi, Ascomycota, Eurotiomycetes, Eurotiales, Aspergillaceae. Gene Ontology annotation, molecular function: 4-hydroxy-tetrahydrodipicolinate synthase activity. The coding region runs from base 1 to 270 and encodes 89 amino acids.